AUGAAACCUCUCAUUGUAUUUGUCUUUCUCAUCUUUUGGAACCCAGUGCUGGCAGGCCUGAAUCCAAUAUCAUCAGAAAUGCACAAGAAAUGCUACGGAAAUGGCACCUGCAGACUUGAGUGCUAUGAGAGUGAAAUGUUAGUUGCCUACUGUGUGUUUCAGCUGGAGUGCUGUGUCAAAGGAAACCCUGAGCCCUGA
Pteronotus mesoamericanus is the source of this 198-nucleotide messenger RNA. RefSeq names its product defensin beta 134 (gene DEFB134). Gene Ontology annotation, cellular component: extracellular region. The record is from RefSeq and is a predicted model, not a curated record. NCBI's taxonomy places the organism in Eukaryota, Metazoa, Chordata, Mammalia, Chiroptera, Mormoopidae. The transcript is spliced from 2 exons. Gene Ontology annotation, biological process: innate immune response. The coding region runs from base 1 to 198 and encodes 65 amino acids.